Molecule: messenger RNA, 995 nt
Organism: Arvicola amphibius (Eurasian water vole)
Lineage: Eukaryota; Metazoa; Chordata; Mammalia; Rodentia; Cricetidae
Gene: Myl9
Product: myosin light chain 9
Exons: 3
Coding region: 18-536 (172 amino acids)
Biological process (GO): myofibril assembly; platelet aggregation
Cellular component (GO): cytoplasm; stress fiber; myofibril
Molecular function (GO): calcium ion binding
Source: RefSeq, a predicted model, not a curated record
CAACACCCGAAGCCAAGAUGUCCAGCAAGCGGGCUAAGGCCAAGACCACCAAGAAGCGGCCCCAGAGGGCUACAUCUAAUGUCUUCGCCAUGUUUGACCAGUCCCAGAUCCAGGAGUUUAAGGAGGCCUUCAACAUGAUUGACCAGAACCGUGAUGGCUUCAUUGACAAGGAGGACCUGCACGACAUGCUGGCCUCUCUGGGAAAGAACCCCACGGAUGAGUACCUGGAGGGCAUGAUGAGCGAGGCGCCAGGACCCAUCAACUUCACCAUGUUCCUCACCAUGUUUGGGGAGAAGCUGAACGGCACCGACCCUGAGGAUGUGAUCCGCAACGCCUUUGCCUGCUUUGACGAGGAGGCCUCAGGGUUCAUCCAUGAGGACCACCUGCGGGAGCUGCUCACCACCAUGGGCGACCGAUUCACAGACGAGGAGGUGGAUGAGAUGUACCGCGAGGCGCCCAUUGAUAAGAAGGGCAACUUCAACUACGUGGAGUUCACCCGCAUCCUCAAACACGGCGCCAAGGACAAAGACGACUAGGCCAUCCUUAGCUGUCCCAAUGCCCAGACCCUACCCAAGUCACUGCCCUAGCACACACACUCUACCCUUCAUGGAGUUGGGGUUCCGGCUCCCAGCGCAGGAAAUGAACCAGCAGACCCAAAGGGUGAGGCAAGGGGUCCACCAUGGCCUCAGGCACCUAGAAGGGAUCUCUUUAAGGAAGGGCUGCAGUAGGGAGGGCAAAGUGGGGGGCUGAGGCAGCUGAAGAUGGCCACCCUGAGGCGUACCCUCAUAUUCCUGGGCUGCCCUGAGGAGGAAAGCACUCAGGUCCUGGUGUUGGACACUAAUUCCCAGCAUCCCCACAAAGGCCCGCACACAUUUACCAUGUCCCUUUGGAGGAUGACAAUCAGCACAAUGCCUGUCCGGUUUCCAGAGCACAAAGGAAUGUACAGAGGGAAGCUGCCGGGGGAAGCAGCCUCUAAUACAAGGCUGAGCACUGCC